Molecule: messenger RNA, 1062 nt
Organism: Phyllotreta striolata
Lineage: Eukaryota; Metazoa; Arthropoda; Insecta; Coleoptera; Chrysomelidae
Source: the annotation of a GenBank genome assembly
AUGGCUAGCGGGGCCCGGCCAGGCUCCCUGGUACCUCCCAGAGUGAAUGGAACGGCAUUUCCAGGUUUGGGCCCGUCGAUACCCGAUGGUCCACAUGUCGAAACAUGCACGCACUUCAAUACCCAUUACGACGUCAAGUUCACCAUCGUUUUCUCCGUUUACAUCAUCUUUGGGAUUCUUUAUACGUUCGUAGGUUAUCGAUGCUUCAAGAUAGUGAUGUUUUUAACAGGAUUCAUUUUUGCGUCUAGUAUUGUUUACCUAAUAUGCCAGCAAGGUGAUCUUAUGCCAACCUAUGGAAAUGAAGGCGUCUCCUUGCUGGCCGGCGUCCUGUUCGGUUUAAUAACUAUGCUGGUCCAAUACGUCGGAUUGUUUAUGAGCGGCUUGCACACCGGCAUCCUGCUGGCUCUCGCAGGACUAUUCACGGCCGAUCAUUUCGUAGAGACGUCUCCGAAAGGAUCCGUGUGGUUGUGCGUCGGAGUGCUCCUGUUCUCCGCAUUGACCGUUGCCAUUUUCAAUUUGUAUUUUAGAAAAAGUCUCACAAUACUUGGCUCAAGUCUGUACGGAGGAGCGACUCUAUCUCUAGCUAUCGAUUACUUCGUGGAGAAAUUAUCGAUGGUGUCUUGGCUGUGGGGAAGGGCGUCGCUGAAGCCCGUGGAGCCGCCGCCGUGCUGGUUUUCCUGGAUAAUCCUGGGCGCUUGGCCGUCGUUCGUGCUGGCCGGAUUGAUAAUACAAUUCGGCAUUACCGGUAGAGGUAUUCACCACGAAGACGUGCAAGCCGGUAGGAAAAAGUCAAGAGCUGUGCCGAGGGUCUUGACGCGGGCCGAAAGGGCCGAAAUGAAGCAGAAGAAGUACAGGUACCUUUAUCAAGUCCGAACCGCUCAUGGUGAUGUGAUAAGUCAGAAUUUCGUGCAGCAACUUCAAAAGAAAAAUAGUGAUAGUCAAGGGGAGUGUAGUACGUUGCAAUCGGACGCGACCCAUUUGACGAUAUUGCCCGAUACCCAGUUAACGGCGUUAACGGAGAGCGAGGACGACAGCCAAACCGACAUAACCGUUAGACGAUGA